Telopea speciosissima is the source of this 1133-nucleotide messenger RNA. RefSeq lists its product as uncharacterized. The coding region runs from base 299 to 733 and encodes 144 amino acids. NCBI's taxonomy places the organism in Eukaryota, Viridiplantae, Streptophyta, Magnoliopsida, Proteales, Proteaceae. The record is from RefSeq and is a predicted model, not a curated record. The transcript has a single exon.
CCAAAACCCAAAUCUCUCUCUUUCGAUAUCAAUUAUUAACAUGCAGACUGAGUCUCAUACCUUCCAAAUCUGUAAUGGCCACGGCGUUGAAUGACGCGUGAAUGACGCGUUAGGGUUAGGGUUUCAGAGCUUUUUUUCACAUUGAUCAGUUGUUUCUGUAUCUAUCUCUUUCUCUGUUUUUUGAUUUUUACUCAUUUAUACAUAACAAUGAAUCUGUGUCUACUAGGGUUUUUAUUUCUCUAUAUUGGGCUUUUACAAUCAUCUUAUAGUUGUUGAAGAAAGAAGCAUUGCUGAGUCGAUGGGAUCGUCUGUGUUCUUCCUGAUCUGUAUUCUUCAUUCCGCGAUUGCUAUCUCCUGCGGAGCUCUCAUGAUGUUUUAUCUCGAUAAGAUCUCUAUUGUCGGUCACGGUACUGAGACAGCAAGUAAGCUUUGGGGUUCUACGCCUCAUGAUCAGCUCUUGAUCCAGACUUCAGAUUCCUUCGCCGGGUUGUUGUUGUCUGCGAUUGGAUGUCUCUUGUUUAUGGUGGCUUUUGUUAAGGACAGAGAGUUCCAGAGCUUCUUUGCUAAGGGAUUCGUGCUUAUCCAUGUCUCUGUCGCCGUCUGGAGGUUUUACUUUGAGAGGAGACUCGAGGAUCUUGCUCGUGAUUGGCCAAGACAGGUUGUUGGAGAUAUCGUUUUGGCGCUCUCGUGGGUUUUCUUCCUCAUCUACUCGUGGAGGGAGAAGUAUGAUUAGAUUCGUGAUAUAUAAAGUAUGGUUUUCUUUGUUGCUGCCAUGGCCAGAGCUGUGAAUCGCAUUGUCGAAACAGGUUCUCGUUUGCUGCUCUCCUGCUUGUGCUUUGCGAACCGCUAACUGAUGAACUGGAUUAGAAAUGGUGUAGUACAUACCAUACUGGAAUCAAAUAUUCCACCCUAUACUGUAACAUCACCGCGUGCAAGUUUUGUUAUAAGUAGUGGAUAUAGACAAUAGCUGUGUUUGGGUCAGCAUGUUUGGCUGAUUUUUGCGUUGGGAUCCUCCGUAUGCUUAUUUUUCUUUUUUAGUGUUUUCGAACAUAACCGAAUGCCCAGCUUUCUGUAGUGUUCUCAUUGUAAAUCUACUUUUCUAUCCACAAUAAUGAAAGAUAUCUCAUAUUGCU